CUUCCAACAAGGUAAAAAACGCUGCAGACAAUGAAAAGCAAAAGCUAUAUAUAAAAAGAAACACUCUUUUUUGAUACUUAACCUUUGCUUUUUUUUGUAUUCUUUUCUUUUGUAGCAUUACCUCUACUUAGUUAUUUACUUGACUAUUUAUUCGGUUGUUUCAACACACCAACCUUCCUCAGAACGACGAAGAAGACUGAAUUCAUCUUCCUGUUUCUACUUAAUUCCUUCCUCCCCCCCAUCUUUUUUUUUUCUUCUUCUUACCGGCCCCUCUCUCAUCUGAGCCAAACGCGCCAUGGCUCUUUUAUCAUCUCCUGGAACCACAGCGUUCCGAUCCAUCUCUAGUCUGAUUGGCAGAGGCGUACAUCGUGCGAGCAAGAUGUCGUCUCGUAAUCCGAUCGAGAUGAUUGUUGCCAUUCUCAUCUUGGCUUCGUUUAGCUAUUUUUAUCUGUUCAACCUGGCACGGACGUCGGAUAUCUUUUCUGGCACGGUGACACGGUUAUACCCCACGACUGCGUAUGCAGAUGGUCAUGCCAAGGAGUUCAGUGUGGUGGAGUCCAUGGACAGUGUGCCCAAAAAUGCCAUCAAAAUUCACCUCAAACAGAUUCUCGUCACGGAUCCUCAUCGGAGUCUUUUGAACCAAAAAACACUAUCUUCUGUGCUUCAUUUCCAACGGUUGAUCGAGAACGAAAUUUACGUACCCGAUAACACCGCCGUUAACCGAUUCGCCUACAAUCACGACUUGUGCUACAAAGUGUCUUUGACCCACGACCGCCCCAAUAUGUGUUUCACCCAGUCGCCCUUGGCAUUUUGGAACAACGAUAUUGAGGUGCUUCAAGCCGACAACGAUCUCCUCGCCACCUUGAAAGAGAACCAAAACACCGCCAACUAUAUCUUUGAAGAUCUUCAAUACGAUACUUCUUCCACGCAUUCCCUCGUCCUCUCGUAUGCUUUCAAUGCCUCUUCCGUCUAUCGUCAGCAACUCAAUGCCAUCUGGAGUCAUAAAGUCGCCACUCUGCCUCCCGCAGAUUUGGUCUCCUUAUCCAACACUGGUCAACAAGAAACUGUCUUUAGCUGGCUCUUUAUCAUCACCCGCAAUGUCGUCUUUCGCUUGAAGGAACUCAUCGAGGUGGCUGACAAUAUCGACAUUAUCGUUAUUUUGGCUGGCUAUGUCAUGAUGAUAGCCACCUUUGUCUCUCUUUACAUGAACAUGCGUGCCAUGGGCUCCCGUUACACGCUAGCUACCGCGGUCGUUUUCAACGGAUUCUUCUCCUUUAUGUUGGCCUUGUUGACGGUCCACGCUUUGGGCGUGGGUGUGUAUCCCGUAGUUUUGGCUGAGGCAAUUCCCUUUUUGGCUGUCACCAUUGGUUUUGAACGUCCCUUCACCCUAACCAAACGUGUCUUUCAAUACAGCCGAGAGACCCCAUUGACCAAGCAAGAGAUCAGAAAGACCAUUGUUCGUGCUGUGGAUUCCGUCGCCUUGCCGAUUGCCCGUGAUUGUUUCAUGGAAAUCACCGUUCUUGUUCUGGGCGCCAAGUCUGGCAUUUCCGGUCUCCAGGAAUUCUGCUUGCUGAGCGCCAUUUUACUGGCUUAUGACUUGAUCAUCAUGUUCACCUGGUAUACUGCCGUCUUGGCUUUAAAGUUGGAGUUGCUUCGUAUUCGCGAGAUCAAUAGCUCCACCGCGAAAUCGGUGGAAAAGAAGCCCGCCAAUACAGGUUACAUCCGUCGCACCGUGCUUCGUGCUAUUAGUGACAAUAGUGCCGCCGGACGCAACCCGAACCAACAAGUGGACAAUCCAAUCAUUGGCCGCAUCAAAUUGCUCAUGAUUGUUGGUUUUGUGGGCAUGCAUAUUUUCAAGAUUUGCUCCACUUUCCAGUCCUCUGGUCCCCGCGUCAACAUUGCUGACCCCACCGUAGCAGGUGUACUUACCCAAUUGUUGCAACUGCACCGAUCCUCACUGCAGUCGUCCUUGCCUAUUGUGGUAGAAGUAUUUCCCCCGCUCCCAUUCCAUGUUGCUUCUUGGAAUAAGGGGCUCCUCCCUGCCGCCAUUUCAGAACCCUUGGAAGCCUUGUUUAACAUCUGUGCUGUCUACAUUCAACACCCUGUCAUCAGCAAAUGGUUGACCCUGGCUCUCUUCGUUUCUCUGUUUCUUAAUACCUAUUUAUUCAAGGUCGCCAAGCAACCCAAGCAGUUGGUCGAACAUACUCAACCCGAAAAGAAUACCGUCGUUGUCACCAAGGUCUCUCCUACUGUCGAGCUUUCCGAAAAGCAAAAGGUCGCCGUCAACCAAGCCGUCCCGGUCGCCAAGACCGAAGUCCGCUCCGUUGCUCAUCGUCAUCCUCAUCGCUAUCCUGAAAGUGACACCGUUCGUCCCAUCGAGGAAUGCAUGACAUUGCUUCGCACGCCUCAUGAAUUAACCAAUGAGGAGAUUAUUUCCCUUGUCCAAGCUGGAAAGAUCGCUCCUUACGCCCUUGAAAGGAUGCUGGGUGAUCUGCAACGUGCUGUUAGUAUCCGUCGUGCCCUCAUCUCCCGUGCCUCUAUUACCAAGACCCUCGAAUCCAGUGCUCUGCCCUUGGAAAACUACUGGUAUGAAAAAGUUAUGGGUGCCUGUUGCGAAAAUGUCAUUGGUUACAUGCCGAUCCCCGUCGGUGUUGCUGGUCCUAUGUUGAUUGAUGAUGAAAGUAUCCACAUUCCUAUGGCUACCACCGAAGGUUGCUUGGUUGCUUCAGCGGCUCGUGGCUGCAAAGCCAUCAAUGCUGGUGGCGGCGCUCGAACCAUUCUUACGGCUGACGGUAUGACCCGUGGUCCUUGUGUCGAAUUCCCCAACAUUACCAUGGCGGGUGAAUGCAAACGCUGGAUCGAACAAGAAGGCAAUGAAAUCGUCACUGCGGCUUUCAACUCGACUUCCCGUUUCGCUCGCCUUCGCAAGUUGAAGGUGGCUUUGGCCGGCAAACUUGUAUUUAUUCGAUUCUCUACAACCACAGGUGAUGCCAUGGGCAUGAAUAUGAUUUCGAAAGGUUGCGAAAAGGCCAUUUCUGUGCUCAGUGAACAUUUCCCCGAGAUGCAAGUCAUUUCAUUGUCUGGCAAUUACUGUACGGAUAAGAAGCCGGCUGCUAUCAACUGGAUUGAAGGUCGUGGUAAAUCCGUGGUCGCGGAAGCGGUGAUUCCUGGUCAUGUGGUUGAAAAGGUGCUCAAGACCACCGUGGCUGCCUUGGUUGAACUGAACAUUAGCAAGAACUUGAUUGGCUCGGCCAUGGCUGGAUCCGUGGGUGGUUUCAAUGCCCAUGCCGCCAAUAUCUUGACGGCCAUUUACCUUGCUACCGGUCAAGAUCCCGCUCAGAAUGUCGAAAGUUCCAACUGUAUUACCUUGAUGAAGGCUAUCAACGAUGGACAAGAUCUCCAUAUUUCAUGCACCAUGCCCAGUAUUGAAGUUGGUACGAUCGGUGGUGGUACCAUUUUACCUCCUCAACAAUCCAUGUUGGAUAUGCUCGGUGUUCGUGGCCCGCAUCCCACCGAACCUGGCAAGAAUGCUCAGCGUUUGGCCCGUAUUAUUUGCGCUUCCGUCAUGGCCGGUGAAUUGUCUCUUUGUGCCGCCUUGGCUGCCGGUCAUCUUGUGAAAGCUCAUAUGGCUCACAACCGUGCUGCCCCGGCUGCUGCCACCUCGGCACCUGCUGUCACCGCCGCCCCCGAACCUGGCACCUGUAUCAAGUCUUGAAAUGGUCCUUUAUUUUAUUCAUAUCAUUCCCCUUUUUCUUUUUGCUUUCUGUGUUCUUCAUUCUAUAGAACUACAAAAAAAAAACUGUUUUUGAUUUUCUAAUAAUAGUCUCAUGAAAAAAAUAAUAAAAGCUGCAACUUAUUGCUUAUCAUCA
This is a messenger RNA of Radiomyces spectabilis, 3869 nucleotides long. RefSeq names its product 3-hydroxy-3-methylglutaryl coenzyme A reductase. The record is from RefSeq and is a predicted model, not a curated record. Bases 296 to 3715 code for a protein of 1139 amino acids. The transcript has 7 exons. Gene Ontology annotation, biological process: isoprenoid biosynthetic process; ergosterol biosynthetic process; coenzyme A metabolic process. NCBI's taxonomy places the organism in Eukaryota, Fungi, Mucoromycota, Mucoromycetes, Mucorales, Radiomycetaceae. Gene Ontology annotation, molecular function: hydroxymethylglutaryl-CoA reductase (NADPH) activity; protein binding. Gene Ontology annotation, cellular component: peroxisomal membrane; endoplasmic reticulum membrane.